Messenger RNA from Kluyveromyces lactis, 2382 nucleotides. It is a transcript of the gene SMY2, whose product is annotated as Smy2p. The transcript has a single exon. The record is from RefSeq and is a predicted model, not a curated record. NCBI's taxonomy places the organism in Eukaryota, Fungi, Ascomycota, Saccharomycetes, Saccharomycetales, Saccharomycetaceae. Bases 1 to 2382 code for a protein of 793 amino acids. Gene Ontology annotation, molecular function: protein binding.
AUGGACUACCAACAAUCUCAUCAAGUCGACUACAUUAGUACUGUCAAUUCAGUAAAUUCGCAGUUGCAGGACUUUGGUAUAGGAUCCACUAUUGGUAGUGCCAAUCCUAUCAGCGGGUCGUCAACUCCGUUAGGUGGUGUACCGCAAAUACACAGGUCAGUUUCUCUGAUGGAUACUUUGGGAAUACAAAGAACUCAAUCUCCAUUCCAUAACGCUCCUGGGAAUGAUUCUCCAAGCAUUUUUUCUCAGCAGACUUCUAUUCAUUGGAACAUGAAUUCCGGGAUCAAUACUGGCGGUGGGGAGAUACCGUUCAACGCUGCUGGGCCUGGAAAUGGGAUGGCAGCAGGGACCGGGACUGGUGAUAUUCAUACUCCAAUAUCCCGUCCACCUGGCAUUAUUACGAACGUGCAGCAAACUUCGUGGCAGUACUUGGACCAUUCAAAUCAAGUUCAAGGGCCUUUCGAUUCUGAAAUAAUGGAUCAAUGGUAUAAUGCUGGGUUUUUCAACGAAUCUUUGCAUUUAAUGCCUAUGAAUAGUGAUGAUCCCUUUCAUUUUUCUGGUCGCUUUAUCAUGUUCAAUGAUUUAUUAUCAAAGACCGGGAUCAUCAAUCCAUUCCAUGCGUUUGAUAUGAUUUGUUUCAACCAUGCACUCGCUUCUGCUGCUGCGCCAUCAAAUAAUAUGAUGAACUUUGGCCAAAAGGGGAGUAGCACUUCCCUGAUGCAGCAGCAUGUAUUGGGCCAAUCGCAGGCCCAUCCUGCCAAUCUGUCUCAAAGACAACCCAAGCCAUUCGAUCUUCCUGCAUCUAAUACUACGAUAAGCUCUUCGUCCACUACUCCAGUGCCAGUAUUACAGAAUAUGAUAUCUAAAGGGUUGCACUUCGACAAUAAUACCUAUGCGAAUAUUGACAGGAACUUCCAAUCUCCAGAUUUAUCCCAUUCUCAAAUUUUGCAGUUGAAAAAUGAGGACGGCUCUUACUACCAGAACACUACAGUUUCCGUACCGUUUUCCAAACACGUACAGGCAGUUGAUUCUUUUGAAUUGCCAUUAGAAUCUGUAAGUGAUAAAAGCACUGGUUCCUUCGCAGCUAAAUCGGAUACGUACCAAUUAGCACCGCAAACAUAUCAAACUACACAACCAAUUCGAUCAGUUGAUGCAACUUCCAUUAAAGACCAAUAUCAACCGACCAAUGCUCAAACGGAGGCUUCCAACUCCACUGCCAACGAUAUAUUACAGCAGAAUAUCCCGGCGAAGGAACCCUCCACUGAUCCUACUACAAACUCUGUAUCGGUCGAAAAGUCAAAAGAAGCGCCCGUAAAGGCUAAGACGGAGAAGAAGUUCAACGCUGAUGUCAUCCAACAAUUGAUUUUGGAGGAAGAACUCGAACGUAAGAAAAAGGAAGAGAAAAAGAAGAAGAAGGAACAAAAACCCAAGAAUAUCGAGGAGAACAGCAAAGUUAACAACCGCACGACUAGUUCUCAAUCGAAAUCAGAUGAAAAGAAGGAAGCCUCACCAUGGAGUGCUACUCCUAAGCCUGCUGUUCAAACCAAGAGCUUAUCUGAUAUUCAGAGAAGAGAUGCUGAAGAGAAGAGAAAACGAGAAGCCGAACGUGAGAGAAAAGAACGUGAAGCAGCGUUGAAACUUCAACAUGCCCUUUUGGCAGAGGAACAAAAGACAAAGUUCAAUGUUUCCUCCGUAGCGAGCUGGGCAAAUCCAGUUGGAACGAAAGCUCCUGCUAAAGCCCCUGUUAAAACUACUUCACGAUCCACUCCAGAACCAUCCGCGGAUAGUAUCAAAUAUAUCGAAGAGCAACGUAGAAUCUUGGAAGAAAUACAAAACUCUCAAAACAAGUCAUCUGCGUCACCUAGCUCCGAUUCUUGGUCUACAAUUGCUAAAAAGAAGACAAGUUUGGACUCUCCAAGACCAGCCCCUCAGAUUAACAACUCAUUUUUGAACCCUGGCAACACCAAGAAGAAAAUUUUGCACGGCUCUUCAAUUUCCAUCCCAACUCUGAAAAAGGGUGUUACCUCUUCUCCAAUCAAUUAUUCAGGUAAUCAAUCCACUUCUGCAAGGAGGCAAUUUUUGAGCUGGUGUAGAUCUCAAAUGAAACUAGCACCUGGUGUUAAAGUGGAUUCUGUUUUAGAGAUGUUACUCUCUUUACCACCAAGCAUGGAUUCCAAGGAAAUCAUCUCUGAUACUAUCUACGCUAACAGUUCAGUGAUGGAAGGUCGUUCCUUUGCAUCAGAAUUUAUUAAAAGACGUAUUGAAUGCGAGAAAUCAUUGAAUGAUCCUUUAACAUGGUCAGAAGCUCUUGCUCUUCCACAGGGAAGCGCUGAUGAUUGGGAAUUCCAAGUUGUGAGUAAGAAAAAAGGUAAAAGGAACUAG